Ylistrum balloti is the source of this 1035-nucleotide messenger RNA. RefSeq lists its product as uncharacterized. The transcript has 4 exons. Lineage: Eukaryota; Metazoa; Mollusca; Bivalvia; Pectinida; Pectinidae. The record is from RefSeq and is a predicted model, not a curated record. Bases 1 to 1035 code for a protein of 344 amino acids. Gene Ontology annotation, biological process: signal transduction. Gene Ontology annotation, molecular function: protein binding.
AUGGCAAGUAAUAAACCAAAGAAGUUAGGCAUGAAGAAGGAUGGAGGAGAAAGACGUCCCAGCUCAUCACGGGGCCAGUCUUUUCCUCGAUCUGCCAGCAGCUCUACAGCCAAGUCCAAACAGGCCAUUGAGACUCUUACCAAAGACAAUGAGGAGUUACAGGGACAGUUGGCAGCACUCACCACCAAAAACAAACAACUACAAGAUAACUGGCUAACGCUCACCACAAAAUUAGUGGAGGAUGCCAAGUCAAAAGGUUUCCAACUGGGAGAGGAAGAGCAAAAAAAGGACACAGGGGAGGUAUCGAUGGAUGCUUUACUAGAUCUCAUCAAUAGUUUGGCUCACAAACAGGACACCAAGAAACAGAAACCUGCCAAAGGCAGUGUGGAGUCAAGGAUAGAGGAGUUAGAAACCAGAACAACUCAAAUGAAUAUGAACCUUGUUAAGUUACUACAGACUAAAAUGAACCUAGAGGCUGGUUUAGAGGACAUUCAGCAGUGCCUUUCUUUAGAGGAUGCUAAACACAAGGCAAGGUUUCUUCUAUAUGAAACAAAGGGCAGUGAAGUAUUCACAUAUAAUGGCUCAGAUAAUGAUGAAACAGAUGAGGAGGAUGAGAAAGAGAAAGUAAUUGUUAAAGAGACCAAAGCAACAUCGCAUCCUGGAAAAUACCAGGUUUCUUCCAUUGUCAAGAACCUCCAAACUUUCCAGCUCAGUCCACCUCUGAAGAAGCUGCCAGGGGACACACUGGUCAGUAAGAUGGACGCUGGUCUGAGGCACUACCUGGUCAGUGAACUCAGUCUCUACAAGGCCAAUGGUGCUGACUGGAGAAUGAUGGCAGAGAGGGUAGGGGUAUCUUUGGAAACAAUAGGAGAAUGGCAGCGUUUUCGACUAGAGUAUCCUAUGAAACACGUAUUGGAGACAUGGGCACGCAGUCCAGCUGCUACCAUGAGGAUGCUGCACCGCCACCUGGUGUCACCACAGAUGAAAGCCAUAAUGCUUGCCCGAAGAAUCUCUGAUUUUUAUCUUGUAGAUUGA